This is a messenger RNA of Knipowitschia caucasica, 471 nucleotides long. The record is from the annotation of a GenBank genome assembly. NCBI's taxonomy places the organism in Eukaryota, Metazoa, Chordata, Actinopteri, Gobiiformes, Gobiidae.
AUGGAUUUUGAAAGAGGAAUUUGGUCAGCAGCAAUGGAAGGGGACUUGGAAAGGGUCAACAUUUUAAUCCAGAAAGGUUCACAUCCCAACAUGAAAGAUAGUGCUGGAUAUACAGCUUUGCACUAUGCCAGUCGCAGUGGAAAGCUGGCAAUGUGCAAGUUUCUUCUUGACAACGGCGCGUGUGCAUCUCCUCAGACACCAGGGGGCGCAACUCCCCUGCACAGAGCAGCCUUCUGUGGUCAUGUAGAGGUAGUGGAACUCUUAUUGCAGCACAGAGCAAACCCAGAGCUUUGUGAUGAUGAUGGGGCAUCUCCACUGCACAAGGCUGCUGAAAAGGAACACACAGAGAUUUGUCAGAUACUUAUUCAGCAGUGUCCAUCUCUAUCAUCUCGAAUGAACAACAGACAUUUAUUGCCGUGGCACUUAUCCAAACAAGAGGAUCUACAGAAGCUCCUUAAACCACCGCUGUAA